Messenger RNA from Drosophila montana, 2659 nucleotides. RefSeq names its product bromodomain-containing protein DDB_G0280777. The transcript has a single exon. Bases 260 to 2308 code for a protein of 682 amino acids. Lineage: Eukaryota; Metazoa; Arthropoda; Insecta; Diptera; Drosophilidae. The record is from RefSeq and is a predicted model, not a curated record.
CAGUUUUAUAGUUAGCUCCAUAGAGCACACAUCUCGAAAAAGUUUUAUUUUUCUAUUUCUUGUGUAAUUUUUUGUUUGUGUGUCUAUCUAAAGCACGUUUAGUCUCUCUUGAAAGUCAGUGUCAAAAUUCAACGUAUUUAAGCACACAGCGUAAUUCUAUCGCGCGCCCCCCCCCCCCCCCCCCUUUCCGUCUAUAUAUACCGACACGCACACCCUCAUCCACACACCUCACACCUCACACCUCACAUAGACAUCAAAUAUGAGCAGCACAAAGAAGUUUGGUCUGAGCAGCAGCGCCCAGAAUGCCUUCAGCUCGAUGCGAAAUUUCUAUCAAAAUCACGCCGUUGCAAGUGCAGCAAGUAAUCUCAUGCAGCUGCAAAUGCAGCAGCAGCACCAUCAAAUGCAGCAGCAGCAGCAUCAGCAGCAGAAGCAGCAGCAGCAUCAGCAGGCCAAGGCUACGAAAGGUGCGCGCUUAGGUAACUGGAAGGUGGAGCGCACCGGUACGCAACGAGUGUCGAAUGUGGGUCGCCUGAGCAAAGUGAUUGGCGUUAAGAAGACUCUGGUCAACCAGAUGCAGGGCAUGGUCCAGACGCUGCGACCAAAAGUCAGAACGCAAGCGCUGAUGGCGCAUGACUUGGCGCAGACCAGCUCCAAGUAUAAAAUAUACGGCCAGACAAAGCUGUUCUCCUCGAUGAGCAGCCUGCAGGCGCGCAGCAGCUGCAGCAGCAACAGCGCCAUCUUCAGCCCCGUCUCGCAGAAGCGGCGCCUGUCCAGCAGCAGCCACCAGUCGCUGCCGCUGACGCUGGCCCACAGCUCCGUUGCGCAGCAGCGCUACAAUCAGUCGGGCGAUUUGCAGGAUAAGCGCAACGGGGAUCUGGCCAGAGACAUAAGUCGUUCUAUACAGUCCGAGCUGAUGCAGGUCGAUCCGAACACCAAGCGGCUGAUUAGCUGCGCCCGUGGCAAAGCGGACCUGGCCAGCUACGACGACGAAGAUGAGGAGCAGCAGCUGCAACAGCAACUGCAUCAGCAGCUGCAACAGCAGCAAUACCAUCAGCCGUUGAAUUACGAUCCGCUCGCGGGCUGGAAUCACCCACCACGUCAAUCGAAACAUAACGAGACGAGAGCCGACGAGGACAACAACCUCGCCAAGCAACGCAAGCCUCUGCGUCGCAAGCCGACCAACAUUCGCUACAAGGACGACAGCGGUGAGCAGCCAGUCAAACAGCAGUUUGUCCAGCCCAGUCUGCACAGCCGUAAGCUGCAGGCCCAGCUGGGCGAGCUGUACUCGAGCUCCGCCAAGCUGCGCUCCGAGAAGCAACGCAGCGACCUGCGCAAGCAGCAGAACUUUCAGAGUUCGCUCUCCUCUGAGAUGCUGGCGACGCCAUCCAAUUGGGAUCGGGAUGCGUCGGCGGCGCAGGAUGAACGCUACAAGCAGAAGUCAACCGAGCGCGAAUAUAUCGAGCGCAACAUCCUGAAAAUUGAACAGGAUGAGGCGGAGGCAGCCGGAACGGCCGAUGGCGCCGGCAGUCGCAUGGACGACCUGCAUUAUCAGUCGAAAAUGGCCGCCAAUUUGAUGAGCGCCUCGCAGCGCGUCAUCAACAAACAGUACGAGGGCUAUCGCAACUAUCUGCUGGAUGCGCGCAACAAGUCCGUGCAGCUUUCGCUGACCAAGAAUAUCGUUCAGUCGGUGAGUCCAACACCGCUGGCCAAAGUGCCCAACAAGCCGCCAGCGCCCAAAACCCGUCUCAUGUCGAUGAGUCGCCCCAACUCGUCCAAGUCGAAGCAGACGGCGGCUAGCCCAAAGCCAAAGGGCGGGCCGAUUGCCGUGCAGUCGAAACGAGUUGCACCCAAAAUGAUGCCAAAGAAGAACCUGUUCGGCACGGGACAAUUGAAAUUGGACAUGGCCAACAAAUUGGAGAAAGCGAUGCGCUCCAAAUCCAGCAGUCCCUCCUGGAGCAGCAGCAGCAAUAUACAGCAGCAACAGCAACAGCAAAAGCAGCAGAAGCAGCAGAAGCAGCAGAAGCAGCAAAAUAAGCAAAGGCAGCAGCAAAGGCAUCAGAGGCAGCACUCUGGAAAUCCCAACCAGCAGCUGCGCCAGAUGUCCCAGGCACCGCAUGGAUCCCAAAUGCGUUUGGGUGAGAUGCGCGAAUCCCAAAAGCCAGAUGAAGAUUAUACCCGCGAAAGAAUGCAAAAUGACGUCCUGAUGCCAAACGAAUAUACCAAGGAGUCGGCGGUGCAGCGUUUGGGCAAUGUGUUCGAAAAGCGAACCAGCCACGCCCACUACGCACAGCAGCGCGCACGCCAAUAACUAAGCCCCUGAGCUAAGGGGUGACGUCGACGUCGUCGACGACGACGACGACGACGACGACGACGAUGACGACGACGAUUCGUUGCAAGCUCCUUAAUUUGUCGGUUUUUUUUAACGUCAACUGAGCGCAAGCCCCAAUUCGUAUGGGAAUCAUCUUCAAACAGCCGUGCAGUUCGAUAGAGCUCCAAAUUAAAUAUCACAAAAUUCUUCUCCAGUUUAAAGACUAUUCACACAAACGUUUACUGUCCCAAAUUUUAUCCCGGUUUAUGUAGAAUCAAAUAAAUAAAUCUAGGCGAACACAAAAUAAACAGUUGUGCGAAAUUUACGUAGAAUUAAAAGUCGUGUGCCAAA